CUUCUUUUCUGUUCCGCUCCUUCUCUCUUUCUCUCUCUCAUUAUCUCUCUCUCUCUCUCUCUCACACACACACUGACACACAGAGACCCAGAAACCCUAGAAUUCCCAUGCUCAGUUGUUCAGAUCUUUGUUGAAAAUCUGUACUGGUUCUGUGUCGUUUCGGAGAAUCGCGGAGGUUUUUAACUGAAGAGGUUUUUCGGAUAAGAAAAUGGCGGCUAUGACGACGAGCGCCGUCUACAUCCAGGUUAUCGAGGAUGUCAUCAACAAGGUUCGCGAAGAGUUCGACAACAACGCUGGUCCUGGUGAUGACGUUCUCAAAGAGCUUCAAGGAACGUGGGAGGCAAAAAUGAUUCAAGCUGGUGUUGUGAUUGGUCCCAUAGAGAGGAGUGGGGCACCUAAGCCCACACCUGGGGGUCCUAUUACUCCGGUUCACGAUCUUAAUGUGCCGUACGAAGGGACUGAGGAGUAUGAAACUCCCACUGCUGAGAUGCUCUUCCCUCCAACACCGUUGCAGACUCCCAUACAAACACCUUUACCGGGAACUGUAGACAGCUCAAUGUAUAACAUUCCUACUGGACCUAGUGACUAUCCCACGCCUGGAAGUGAUACUGGUGGUGGCGGUGGUGGUGGCGGCGGAGGAGGCAGCAGCGGUGGCAGUGGCACCAACAAUAAUGAUCCGAAAACUGGAAAGCCUAGCCAAUUCAUGCAACCUCCUUCUCCUUGGAUGAGCCAAAGGCCUCCACUUGAUGUUAACGUUGCUUAUGUGGAAGGGCGGGAUGAGGCAGACAGAGGAACUUCUAAUCAACCGCUGACACAGGACUUCUUCAUGAUGUCUUCUGGAAAACGAAAACGUGAAGAUUUACCUCCUCAAUAUCAAGCUGGUGGAUUUAUACCCCAGCAAGAUGGAGCAGGGGAUGCUACUUCUGAGGUGUUUGAGAUUGAGGUAAGUGGGGGAAGCACUUCUCUGGGUGGACAUGGCAUAGUCACCAGUGCAAAUAAAGAGAUGUUAGCGCAUGCGGCAAGGUCUUGUUCAAAGAUUCCUCAACUUGAUGGACCAAUUCCUGAUCCUUAUGAGGACGUCAUUUCUACUCCCAAUAUAUACAAUUAUCAAGCAGUUUUCAAUGAAGACUACAACAUAGCAAACACACCAGCUCCUAAUGAUGUACCGGCAAGUACUCCUGCUGUAGUUGCUCAAAAUGAUGUUGGAGAGGAUGAUGAUGAUGAGCCUCCAUUAAACGAAAAUGAUGAUGAUGAUUUUGAUGAUGUGGACCAAGUAGAGGAGCAAAACACACAGCAUUUAGUUUUGGCACAGUUUGAUAAGGUGACACGUACCAAGAGCAGGUGGAAAUGCACGCUGAAGGAUGGCAUUAUGCACAUAAACAACAAGGACAUUCUCUUUAACAAGGCAACGGGAGAGUUUGACUUCUGAUUUUGUUGGAAUUUAUCUAUUUUGCCAUUUCCUGGCAGUUGCUCUUAAGAAGCAAAUCUAGAGGUGUCAUUGGGUGUUUCUUAAUUUUUCUAUAUUAUUAUUAAGUGAGAGCUUGAGGAAAGAGAGGGAUGCCUGAUACUUUCUUAAAACUGGGAUGGGAAGGAUGUUGGCCUGUUGUACAUAAAGCAUAUCAGCUUUUUCGGCCCUUAAAUGGAUGGUCACUUAAGGCAUCUCCAGAAGCGUACCAUUUCUUUAAUGGAAUAUGUAAUUCAAUUUACUCUGUAUACUUGGACAUUUUGGUUAAUUUACGAAUUGCGGUCUGUUGAUUUGCA
Messenger RNA from Quercus robur (English oak), 1761 nucleotides. RefSeq names its product transcription initiation factor IIA large subunit-like. Lineage: Eukaryota; Viridiplantae; Streptophyta; Magnoliopsida; Fagales; Fagaceae. The transcript has 11 exons. Gene Ontology annotation, cellular component: transcription factor TFIIA complex. Gene Ontology annotation, biological process: transcription initiation at RNA polymerase II promoter; transcription by RNA polymerase II. The record is from RefSeq and is a predicted model, not a curated record. Bases 209 to 1429 code for a protein of 406 amino acids.